AAAAUCGAAUCUUAUCAGAAAACAAUGUAAAAUUAAAAUUUAAUCAUACAAACAAAUAUCUCAAAAAUGAUGAGGAAACGCCCCUUUUUUCAAUCGCAUCCAAUAACUCCACAAGAAUCCUCAGUUUAUCGUAUACUAACAAGAUGAUCAAACAUAAUUAUUUGUUUCUAGUUCUUUUGUGGCUUUCAACUAUUAAAUUAAUAUCCGUAAAUUCAAUAAAAAAGUGGAUCGAAAAUCCAGGAUUUGAAUAUCCUAGCAGUUGGGAAUCUGGUUAUCUUCCAUGUUCACAGGAUGAAAUCGUAUUUCCUGAGUUCUAUUCUUCAGCUAUCCUUUUACCAACAACAAUUGACAUAACAGGAAUUACUCUUCCCAACAAUGGAGCACUACUUUUACAACCAGAUGGUGAAAUUGUUUUCUCAAGUGGUCUUGAUAAUGGUUUUAAAUGUGAAAACUCCAAUCAAAAAGCUGAACUUAAAACUACCCCUACAAGGCACUGGUUCGAUCCACAUAAUUGGAUGAAUUUAAAUAACGGCAGCGGAAAAAUUGAAAAUAACGCCGCGGUGCCACAUAUUGAGCGAAUUCCGUGUAGCAAUGAAUUAGUUCAAAUACCUGCAACGGGAGCUCUUUCAAUCGAUUUAAGUGACGUUAAAACCUUGAGGGUUGGACAGAUUAAUUUGGACGGUUUAGAUGUUUCUAAAGAGUUUAUGGAACAACUUUUUAAAAGCGAACUUGGUGAAGUUAUGUUUAAAUAUGCUUCUCUAACACAAGUUGAAUAUUAUAAGGAUCAACAGUGUGGGUGUCACAAUUCGGAUAUUUUUUGGGACUACGAGUGGAAUGUGUGUAAGCAUGUUCAAGAUAUAUGUGAGCGGCCAAAGUGUCACACGCCAAUUAUACCAUCUGGUCACUGUUGCGCUAUUUGUGGUGUUAUGAUGAAAGUUAUCGUGAAUAAAUGUGAUCCUUCAUAUACUGAAAAGCUAAGCAAGAUGAUUGCACAUUCGCUCAAAGAGCAAGAGAUGGAAGAGCAGCUCAGUUAUCAUGUUAGUUAUGUGGAUGCAGGUGUUAAAACUUAUUUGCAAGUAAUCGUUGUGGAAAAAGAUGACUACGAGGAAAGUAGCGUGAAGUUUAUGCACCACUUUAAUGAAACAGUUUCUUGGGAUGAGUUCAAAAGUAGCACGAAAGAAUUUUUUACAUCUGGUCGUCCAUAUAAUCCCAAUGGAUUGAGAGCAGCACUCCUUCUGAUGAUCGGAACACUUUUUGGAGUCCUAGUGUUUUUCUUUGUUAUUUUUGUUAAUUUUGCUCCAGACAAUGGAAUCGUGCGCCUACCAAGAUGGAUGUACGUUCGUUGGUAUGAGUUCUUUCAAUCACCCUUCGUUUUCGCCCGUUUUGAUAAUACAGCUACAGCAGAGGGUGAUACUGCAGAAAAUGUUGUUAUUGAUGUCCAACAGUAUAAUGUGUCAGCAGAAUAUGAGGAAAAUAUACGAGGAACUAGCACUUCCUUCGAUAACCCGAUGUUUGUAGACAAUCCAACUACCAAGGCUAAUCCACAGAAUGACGAUGAUAGUAUGCCAAUAUGUGAGGAAGAAGAAUUAACUGAAAUCGAUUUGGAUGAACAAGUGGAGGGAAUAUUAUAAUAAUUCAAUAUUAAUGUAUAUCUACCAUAGAUUUGAAACUAUAUAUGUCUAUUAAAUACAUACGUAUUUCAAAAU
Molecule: messenger RNA, 1706 nt
Organism: Episyrphus balteatus (marmalade hoverfly)
Lineage: Eukaryota; Metazoa; Arthropoda; Insecta; Diptera; Syrphidae
Gene: Amnionless
Product: protein amnionless
Exons: 1
Coding region: 144-1631 (495 amino acids)
Biological process (GO): intracellular protein localization; receptor-mediated endocytosis
Cellular component (GO): endocytic vesicle; apical plasma membrane
Source: RefSeq, a predicted model, not a curated record